Hyla sarda is the source of this 6958-nucleotide messenger RNA. It is a transcript of the gene CCDC88B, whose product is annotated as coiled-coil domain containing 88B. Gene Ontology annotation, molecular function: microtubule binding; dynein light intermediate chain binding. Gene Ontology annotation, cellular component: centrosome; cytoplasm. The coding region runs from base 116 to 6727 and encodes 2203 amino acids. NCBI's taxonomy places the organism in Eukaryota, Metazoa, Chordata, Amphibia, Anura, Hylidae. The transcript is spliced from 20 exons. The record is from RefSeq and is a predicted model, not a curated record. Gene Ontology annotation, biological process: cytoskeleton-dependent intracellular transport; cytoplasmic microtubule organization.
AGAGAUUGACGACUGAGCAGAGGGAAAUGUGCAUGCAUGAGGAGUCUAACAAACUACAGAAGAGAUAGCAAGGAGAUCUGAUAAGUUCUAUUGCAAGGCCUAAAACCUGGAAGACAUGGAUGGCCAGAAGAGGCCAACCAUUGACCAUUUAAUGGAUGGAGCAUUGGUCACAUGGAUUCGAACCUUCGAGCAAUCUCGAGCGUUUGACUGUGGACCACCAUCUCCUAUGAAAGAUCCCCUUAGAGAGUACAUGCAGUUGACUACAGGAUGCUCCCUGCACUACAUCAUGAGUUAUAUUGACUCCCGUCUGUACCAUGGAAAUGUUGAUCUCCAUGGCCUGAAAAUGAGACUGCGAUCUUAUUAUGAGGAUGAACUUCAGCAACUGAUCCUUAUGUCACUACCAGACACCCAUCUCAUCUCCCAGGACCCGGUUUCAGAUGCCUCCAUACAGGAGAUGGAGAAGAUGAUAUCACUGAUGCUUGGAGCUGCUGUUCAGGGAGAGGGUCGUGAAGAAAUAAUAAGUGGAAUUCGUAGUCUAAGUCUUGAUUUUCAAACCAACUUGGCAGCGAAAAUUCAGGAGAUGACCCAGGACCCUCAGAAAAUAUUCUCUCUGCCAGGGCCGGAGUUGUGUCAGCUCUCUCAUUCUGACCUGGCAGACCUGGUUCAUGUGUUAUCUGCUCACUUGAAGGACAUCUUGAAGCAGAGAGAUGAUGCUCUGGAUCAACUAUCAAUCAUCAAAUGUGACCAAAAGACCAGACCAACUGAACCCAAGUCUCAAACAAUGUUUCAAAAUGUAAUUUCUGACCCAAAUGCUUGGCAGAAUCACUCCCUGCGCAUUGCUGAUCUACAGAGCAAGCUGCGCCGUGUACGCCAAGAGUUGGAAGAGAAAUCAGAAGAUUUACUUGACAGUCAACAACAAGUUCAAGUGCUGGAGGUGGAGCUAAGAAAAAUGCAUCAGCAGGUCCGUGAACUCUCCCAAUUGGCUGCACAGUCUCGUGGAUAUCGUGAUGAACUUGAUGCGCUAAGAGAGCGUUCACGACGCUCUGAAGGACAAUUAAAUUCUCUCACUGACAAGUUACGUGGCAUGGAUCUUGUCCAGCGAGCUUUGCAGGAGGCAAAAGAGUUUUCACAAAGUCUGUUGGAAGAUAAAGAAGUGUUAGAACAUCAACUUUCUGCAGAGAGAGAACGCUCAGAAAGACUGCGAAUGUGCGAGAGGGAAAAGCAGUUACUUGAAGAGAAACUCAAGAGAGUUGAAAUGGAGAGAGACUCAGACAGCCAAAGAGUGCAGAGUCUGCUCCAUGAUAAUCUUACUCUCGCUGAAGAGAUAAGAAUGCUUAGGGAAGAAACAUCUCAAGUUUGGGAGAGAGUGUAUGAAACCGAUGAUGAUACCAUCCCAAAGUGGGAAAUAAGACCUGUGAUUGAGAGAGAGCAAAGCUGGAAUAAACAGGACACUGAAGCUGAAUUUUUGGACUUUGGCACAGAGAUGUCACAGGCCUUCCUUUGUCUGGAGAAAGAAAAUCAGUACCUAAGAGAAAGACUGAAGGUUCUGACUGGAGAUCAAAUUGAACUGGAGAACACAGAACAUCCUAUAGAGCAAAAAAGGCAAGAAGAUCGUAUCUCAGACAAACUGCGGGACUUGUGUGUCAGAGAGGAGCCAGAUGGUGGCAGCUUAGUGGAUAAAUGUCAUCUACCUGGAAAUGAAGACAGGGAUAACAAAGAAAGAGAAAAAGCAGAGGGCGAUGUUGUAAAGGGACACCCAAAAAAUACAGCAGAAACUAAUUGUGAAAUAUCAGUCGAAGCGAGCAAAGGCAUGGAUCAAUCAAAGCUACAAACUGGAAAUGAUAAAGAAAGUAACAAACAUCUCAGAGACAUUAAUCAUGUAAUCCAAAGUCAUGUAAAAGGCACUUCCUCAGAAAUUCUACAGUCAUCAAAGGAAUUUUCAGAUACUUCAAAAACUAUAAAUUUAGAGGAAAGUCAGAAAAAACUGUGUGAUAAAGAUAUACAAUCCUUAAAGAUACAGCUGAUAAAGAGCACUGAAGAGGUACAGUCAUUGAAAACUCAGCUGGAGGCAAGUACAGAAGAAGUGCAUUCAAUAAAGACUCUGUUAGAAGUGAGUGCCGGAGAGAUCAACUCACUACAAGAUCAACUCACCCUUAAAAAUGGAGAUGAGCAAUCUCUAAAGGCCAAGCUAGAGUUACAUCAUGAAGAAGUUCAGACAUUAAAAACACAACUGGAAUUGAGAACCAUAGACGUACAAUCUCUGACUGCACAAGUGGAGUUGAGUACUGAGGAGUUACAGUCAUUGAAGACUCAACUGCAACAGAGUGAUGGAGACAUAAAGUCACUGAAGGCACAGCUAGAAAAGAGCACAACUAAGGAACAAUCUCUGGAAUUCAUAUCUGAAGAGGUAAAAACACUAAAGACACAGUUGAAUCUAAGUGUUGGAAAGGCAGAGUCACUGAAAACACAAUUGGAUAUGAGUGUUGCUGAGGUACAAUCCCAGAAGAGUCAAUUGGAGUUGAGAGCUGCAGAGUCAAGAUCCCUUAAGGCACAGCUGGAGCUGCAUACUGGAGAGCUCCAGUCACUGAAGACACAGGAGAAAUUGAGUGCUGAAGAGGUACAGACACUGAAGACGCAGCUAGAAUUAGGAACUGCUGAGGUACACUCCCUAAAUGAAAAACUAGAAUUGGGUACUACUGAGAUACAGUCAUUAAAAAGAGAGGUGCAAGAAAAAGCAAAUGAGAACACAGUGUUACAGAGGCAACUCCAUGAGAAGUCUGUGGAGAUAAAAUUAAUAAAUCAACAAUUAUCUGAUAUGAGAGACUCACACUUACUUAAGCAGCAUCUGCAAGAAAGUUCAGAGGAGAUGCAAUUUUUAAAAAGGCAGUUAGCAGCCAGUACAAGAGACAUGCAAUCCAUAAAGAUGCAUCUUGAAGAGAGAGAGGAACAGUCAUUAAAAAAGCAGUCUCAAGAAAGCACAAGUGAAAUAGAGAUAUUAAAGGGACAGCUGGAUAAGAGAACUGAAGAGGUUCAAUCUCUUAAAGAAAAGUUAGACAAAAGAGAGGAAGUAGAUCAGCUAUGGAAGAAGCAACUGGAGGAAAAGUCAGGAGAAAUGCAUCUGCUCAGGAAAAACUUAGAAAACAGAGAAGAGUUUGAACAUUUGGUUAAGAGGCAGUUGGAAGACAAAACAGCUGAAGUGCAGAUGCUGAAGAAAAACUUAGAAAAGAGAGAACAAACAGAGCAAAUGCUAAAGAAGCUGCUUGAAGAAAGAAACAGUGAGACAAAACAACUCACAAGGAAUUUGGAAAAAAGAAAUGAGUUAGUGAAGUUAAUGGAACAACAACUGGAAGAGAGAACAGGUGAGAUACAGAUACUUAAGAGAAGUUUGGAAAAAGAAGAUGAACUAGAACAACUAUUGAAAAAACAGUUGGAAGAGAAAACUAGGGAUGUAAAGGAACUAAGGGAGAAGUUGGCCAUAGAAGGAGAAUUUCAGCAGGUCGCAAAAAAAAAACUAGAUGAGAAAACGGGUGAGGUACAGGAACUUAAGCAAAACAUGUCGAAAAAAGAAGAAUUAUAUGAGUUAGUGAAGAGACAGCUGGAGGAGAGAACGGGAGAGGUGCAGGAACUCAAAAGAAACUUGGAAAAAAUUGAGGGCAUAGAACAGUUAGUAAAGAAACAACUGGAAGAAAGCAAUGUCACCAUUCAGUUUCUUCAAAAGCAGUUGCAAGAUAGUUGUAGUGAGGGACAAUUGUUGAGAAGACAGAUUGAGCAGAGUCAAAGAGAAAAGCAGAUAGAGUGCAUGAAAGUGGAAGAAAGUAACCAGAAAGUGAAGAAUCUAAAGGUACAGUUACAAGAAAGAAAUACCUCUGUGCAGUCAUUAAAGAUCCAACUCAAGGAAAUGAAGGAAAAAUGUAUCGAGCAGCUUCAAGGAAAUGCAAAUGAGACUGAUGCAGUGAAGACUCCAACUGCUGAAUCAACAUCAUUGAAAAGCCAAAUAAAUGAAAUGUCAGACCAAAUUGAAAGUCUAAGUAGAAAGAUACAACAAAGUGAAGAGAAAGAGGGCACUUUACUCCGAAGGAUUAAAGAAAGAGAGGCAGAUAUAGAUGCCCUGCAAAAACAGCUUGAAGAAAGAGAAGAACACAUAUUAUUCCAGAGAAGGCAGCUAGACCAGAGCACUGGGAAGCAGCAGUCUCUAAACCAAAAGUUGGAAGAGAGUGACUGGGAGUUGCAACUUUUAAAAAGACAAAUAGAAGAAAAUGAAGGGAGGAAAAAAGUGCAUCAAAGACAGCUAGAGGAGCAUGCAAGAGAAAGACAGUUGUGUCAAAGUCUUUUAAAAGAGAACGAAGAACAAAUACAGUCUCUGAUAAGACAGUUGAAAGACAAAGAAAUACUUGAGGUUUCACUAAGGAGACAGAUUAAUGAAAACGUAGAAGAGAUAGAGUCCUUAAAGGGUGAGCUUAAAAAAAGUGUAGAAGAAAUAGAAUUUCUUAAGAAAAACCUAGAAGAGAGAAGUGGGGAGAAUUUUAUGCUCAACAGACGUUUGGAGGAAAGAGAGCAGCUAUUAAAGAGACAGCUGGAGGAGAACAGUGCAGAACUCCAGUUCCUAAGAAGACAGCUGCAUGAGAGUGCUGAACAAGAAAAGUCAUGGAAGAUUCAAAUGGAAGAAAGGGAAAGAGAGAAGCUGUCUUUGAAGCGACAAUUAGAUGAGAACAUUUUGCAAGCUACUGAGAAGCUAAUACAAGACAGUACAGAGAUUCAAACGCUGAGAAGACAGCUGGAUGAAAUGACCAGAGAAAGACAAUGCAUGGCCAGUUCGAAUAAUGAAGUCAACAAGAAAGACGAACAGACGAAAUGUCUAAUGAGACAACUUCAAGUAAGUGCUGAAGAGGCAGAAACUUCUCAGAAACUACUGCAAGAAAAAGAAACAGACAUACAGACACUCAAACAUCUGUUAGAGGAAAGCACAGGUAAAGAGCAUUCACUAAUAAAACAGUUGAAUGAAAGAGAAACAUAUGAGCAGUCUCUAAAGUGCAAACUGGAUGAGAGCCAAAAGAUGGCAGAGCUUCUUCAAAGACAGUUGCAAGAAAGUACUGAAGAUAUCCAGGUUCUUAAAGGUCAACUAGAGCAGAGAGAUGGAAAAAAGACAUCCUACAAGAGAAAUGCUGAAGACAAUAAAACGCACAGCAGUUUUCAAGACACAGAACCUCGGAAAAGGCACUUGGAAGAAAACUCUGGUGAAACAGUUUUGAUGAAGAGAUUGCUGAAAGAAGGUCAGGAGCCAAAAUCAAGCAAUCUACUAGAAGAAAACAUUCCCCUAAUUCCACAACCAUCAACUGUUUGCAAAUCUGCUUUUAUUUUAUGUGGUCUUGAAGCCAAAAAUAUUCAAUCAUCUUCUUCAAUUCCCAAGAGUCGACCUUCUACCCUAGAAGCAAUAAACCUUCCUGGAUCGAACCUCGCCACUUUAUCAUCUACUCAGGGGACCUCUACCACAGAUCAACCUUCCAACUCUGAUCCCAGUUCUGCUUAUCUCCCUCUUUCGGCAACAGAAUCCCCAAUGUCCUUGCUACUUAUAGAACUGCACGGUGUACGAAGAGAGAGAUUGGAAUUGCAAGGACGUUAUGACUCCCUUCUAAGAGACCUACAAAGACACGAAGGAGAGCUGGAAAGGAUGCAAAGAGAACUAAGACGAGGUCGAAAUGCCAUGAGAGUUCUGAAACAAGAACAUCGAGACCUACAGGAGAGGUUUUCUCAACUGUCUAUACAAGGGGAACAGAUCCAGCAGGAACAGCAAAGAAAGUUGCAAGAACAGAUGGAUAGAGCUCAAGAAUUUCAGAUGGAAAACCAAAGACUACAAGAUGAGAACAAGAGACUUCAAGAGGAACUGUCUCGAUUAGAAAACAGUUAUACUGAAAAGACUUCAGAGCUAAGAGAAAUGAAGAGACAGUUAGGAGCUGAGCAGAGACAGCGAGAACAGCUUGAGAGAGAGCGUAUGGAGUUAAAGGAAUGCGUACAAAGGCUGGAGAUCAGCAAUACAGCUCUGUCUGAACAGUGCCAGGUCUUGUCCCAGGUGAAAUUUACUAUACAGGAGCAGAAUAAUAAUUUGCUGUCUCAGAUUAAUACAUUAACCCAAGAUAAUCGUGAAUUAUUGGAGAAAAGUCUGGAAAGUGGAGCUUUGAGGCAAGAGGAGGAGAGACAAUACCGAGAGAAAUUGACAGAGUUGAAACAUGAGAAGCAAAAACUACUUGACAAGAUCAUGGAUCAGUAUAGAGUACUGGAACCAGCUCCUGCAGUGCACAGUCACAAGAAAAGUAACUGGAUAACUGAUAAAAUGAAGAGGCUUCUGAAAUCCAAGGAGAAAUCUUCAAGAGGCCCUGGAGACCCCUCACGCUUUCUGAACCCCCCUUUGGAGCCUUCAUUGGAGCCAGACAGCCCCUCAAAAUCUGGAGAUGGGGCUCUUCGACGCAGUAAAAGCUCGCUUAGUGUCUCUAGUCACUCAUACCCAAUGACACCUCCCCGUUUCCGUCGCUUAAAGCUGAGCUCCACCAUUCGUAGCAGUGAAUCCUUCAGUGGCACAGAUGUUUCUCCCAGAGAUAAAUUCCGCCUGAAAUACAGGGGGCAAAUACAUGAUAGUGAAGAGGAAGAAACCUCAUCUGAAGGAAGGAGAGACAGCAGAGGUGAAGAGGCAACUGAGAGACCAAUAGAAACUGGUGGAUCUGAGCACAUCUAAAGAGACUGCGUUAGUCGUUCGCAUACAGUAUACCACGAAAAGGUCUGAAUGCACAGACAUCUAUCUCCAUACAGAAUAAAUGGACAUGUUACAGUCUUUCAAACCACCAAUGUACAGAGGCUACUACCGUAUCAAUUUUUUUAUUAGCAAUAUAAUUUCGGAUAGUAAGAUAAGGUGACCAGUGUUAUAACCGAUGCCCUAUGCCAGUGUUUCCCAACCAGGGUGGCUCCA